GCUGAACGCUCGGCACACACUUUCACACAACUUGUACUACGCAUAGUAAAAUCUGCCGGCGUAGAUCGCCAUCAGAGGAGAUAACCCGGGACGUCCAUAUAUUGUGUUGUGAUACUGCCCUUGAAUCAUCUCCAGGAAGCUGUCUACGCCAUCACGACUCCGAAAAGGACAUGACGUUUGGAUGACUGCACCUGCAAAUCUCGUUUGAACGAGAUUUCAAUUUUUGCCGUUCGAAAUCUCGUUUAAAUGAGAUUUGAGUCCUUUUACUCUACACGUGUCCUAUGUGAACGAAUAUCUCGUUGAGACUAAAUAACCUUAGUGACAUAACCCAAAGAGGCAAGAUGUCAAGUAAAGACAAAAAGAACGGGCUACAAAAUGGCCAAGAUGAAUACUUAGCGUCAGUUAAUGACGUUGAUGCGUAUAUUCCCACGCCGCCGGAUGGAGGAUGGGGCUGGGUGAUCGUCGCCGCGUCUCUCGUCUGCAACAUCAUCGUGGACGGCAUCGGGUACACAUUUGGUAUAUUCUUAUUGGAAUUCACAAGCUAUUUCAAAGAGUCCAAGAGUAAAGUGGCUUUGGUUGGAUCCGUCCAGGUUGGAACAUACCUGUGUGUAGGGCCAAUCGUUAGCGCCCUUACCAACAAGUUCGGAUGUCGGCCCGUGUGCAUGGCCGGCAGUCUCAUAGCAACCAUAGGCUUCGUCGUGAGCACGUUCUCCCCAAAUGUUGAGAUACUGAUUCUCACAUAUGGUGUAAUCGGAGGAUUCGGUUUCGGAAUGAUGUACCUGCCCGCCAUCGUCAGCGUGGGGUUCUACUUCGAGAAGAAACGCGCCAUCGCAACCGGGAUCGGGGUGUGCGGAUCCGGAGUUGGCAUGUUCAUAUUCGCCCCCUUCUCUCGCUACUUACUCGACGCCUUAGAGUGGAAGAGCGCGCUUCUAAUCCUAGCAGGAAUUGUAUUUAACGGAAUGGUGUGCGGAAUGCUCAUGCGUCCCCUUUCGGCGUCCCCUAAACCCAAGAAAAGCAACGUGACUGACAUGAUCUCCAAAUCAAAACCAAUCGUAAAAAAUAAAUUCUUAGUUUUGGACAAACCAACAGGUGGCGCUGCUUACUCCUCAGUUCCAAAUAUGGUAAUGCAUUCAACCAGCACUGAAGACAAGGUGCCAUCAAAGAGUAGGGACAAGCCUGUUGAUGCUUCCAAAUACAUAGGAGCUAUUCCUGAUGACAAUUUGGACAAAGCGGAAGUGGAACCUCUGGUCCAAAAGAUGAGAUUCUUGGACGUGGAAGACAGGAUCCAUCACAGCAGUCCCCGUCGUGCUCACGAUCUGACAUUUAUAUCAGAGGCAAACCUAAACAAGAUUAAAGGCGACUUGUCUCGCCCGAUGUACCGGAAGGACAUCUUCUACAGUGGCAGCAUUAUGAACAUCCAACAGUUCAAGUCGCAGCCGGAUAUGAAAGACUACAUUCGCAGCGUCACUAGCAUACCCAGCAUGCACAUGGAGAAGACGUGCUUCACGUGCGAGUGGAUACCCAAACCUGCACGUGACACGCUGUCGGAGAUGCUUGACGUCAGUCUCCUCAAGAACCCUACUUUCCUCCUCAUCUGCUUCGGCAACGUCCUGGCAAUGUUGGGCUUCUACGUGCCCUUCGUCUACCUCGUGGACCGUGCUAUCUCGCUGGACAUUGAUGAGGGGAAGGCAGCCUUCCUUUUGUCUAUCAUAGGAAUUACCAACACUAUUGGCCGUGUCCUUGCCGGCUUCCUGGCCGAUCUCCGGAAGGUCGACAGUCUCCUCAUCAACAACGUCGCGAUGCUGCUACUGGGGAUAGCGACGAUGCUGGCCCCGUUCUGCACCACCUACCCCCUGUUGUGUACAUUCGCUGCCGUCUUUGGUCUGUGUGUCGCUGCCUAUAUCUCCCUGACGUCCAUCAUCAUCUGUGACCUCCUGGGUCUGGAGAAUCUGACCAAUGCCUUUGGCCUACUCACCUUGGCACGUGGAAUAUCAUCUACAGCCGGGCCACCGCUCGCAGGAGCCGUGUACGACCUCAACGGUUCGUACGAUACCUCGUUCUACCUAGGGGGCGCUUUGGUGAUAGCUGGCGCCCUCUGCCACUUCCUGCUCUGCACACCCUGUUUUAAGACGUCAGCUGAAGACCGAAUUGUGGAGAUCGGUUUAACGGAUGAUGUCCUCGAUCCAACAAUUCGCAUGGAAGAAGUCAGACCGGAAGUUGAAGUUGUCUCCCCCUCCUUCAGCUGCGAAAAUACCGGAAAUUGUCAUUGACAGUUCCAGUGACAAAGAGAAGGAGAACUAAAGAGACGCCACGGAUUAAGGAAUGGUCCUACGGGAAUAGCGAGCAAAUCCAUGAACCAUCUUUUGCCAUGUUGUUGGGGGCGGUUGGGUAGCCUAGUGGUUAAAGCGUUCGCUCGUCACGCCGAAGACGCGGGUUCGAUUCUCCACAUGUGUACAGUGUGUGAAGCCAAUAUCUGGUGUCCCCCCGUCGUGAUAUUGCUUGAAUAUUGCUAAAAGAGGCUUAAAACUAAAUUCACUCACUCACUGUAGCCAUGUUGAAAUGAAGAAGGACUGUCUUGAGCACGAACUUGCACAGAUUUCCUUGUGUGAGAGUUCAGAUUUUGUUGUGAGAUGAGAUAUAUACUUCCCACGAACAUCGAUAUAUAUGUGUCUACCUCAAUAUUCACACACAUUUGUUGAAGACAUCCGUUGAUACAUCGUGACAGUUACGAUGUAGAGGAUGACGGUGACGGAAUUAUGUCUCAUUCAAAGUGCCUGCUGCUUCUGAGAGAACACAGUCUGACUAAGGUUAGCCCAGUGGUGCGGGUGUUUUCUCGUUUACUUCAAGAUCCGGAUCGCCUCACUAGUGUUCGUAGUGUUCGUGUGACUGCAGCACUGUUACAUGAAGAGCAAUGGAGUCAUACUCUCGUCUUAGUCCUGUGACAGAUCGUUUAACAUAGGGCACCCAGGGAAGACCGCAUGAGAAUGAAGAUCCAAACGCUCAAAUCGAAGCCAUUUAUCGAUAUGACGAAAUCAGCGAUGACGUCAUCUCCACCUGUGAUGUUUCAGAAACACUUCGUCUGUCUCAGUUGCCUGUAUAGUGGAAGGUUUAUUGUAUCGAAUGUGUGUCAUAUAUGUACGUACACACAAGGUUAUGUGAGCUGUCAGUGGUUGUCUUGUUUUCUGACGGUAUUGUUGGUAUGAAAUUGUAUCGACAGUUCUGUGUUCCCGAUUGUAUAACCACCCAUUAUAAUCCAUGUGUCUGAUUAUAGAUCCUGUGUUAGAUUUUUGCUUCUGUGUGUGUGUAUUAGCUCUUGUGUUUGAAUAUAGCACACGUGUUUGAUUAAAACCCUUGCGUCUGAUUAUAAUCAUGUGUCAGAUUAUAACCCAUGUGUCUGAUUGUGACCCGUGUGUCUGAUUAAUACCCAUGUUUUUUUAUUACAGCCCGUGUACCUGGUUAUAGCCCAUGCCUGAUUAUAGCUCAUGUGUCUGAAUAUAGCCCACGUGUCUGAUUAUAGCUCACGUGUCUGAUUAUAGCCCAUGUGUUUGAUUGAAACCCUUUCUGAUUAUAGCCCAUUUGUCUGAUUACAGUGCGUGUGUCUGAUUAUAAUCUGUUUGAUUGGCAUUUUAGACGUUGAUGAAUUGUAGGAAAGGUGCCAUACUUUAUGGAUAACAACUUCUUUAGUAUAUUAUCAUGCGACGUUUCGGUUUAGAUUAUCAUACUGUUGCCAAGCAAGAGUGUGUCUGAUUAUAUUACACGUCACUGAUUUUACCCAUUUGUCUGAUUAUAGCCCACGUGUCUGAUUAUGGUCCACGUGUCUGAUUUCAGCCCAUUUGUCUGAUUAUAUAUAGCCCACGUAUCUGAUUAUAGCCCACGUGUCUGACGUGUCUGAUUUCGGCCGAUUUGUCUGAUUAUAGCCCACGUGUCUGAUUAUAGCCCACGUGUUUGAUUACAGCCCAUGUGUUGAUUAAAACCUUUGUUUGAUGAUAA
Haliotis rubra (blacklip abalone) is the source of this 3990-nucleotide messenger RNA. RefSeq names its product monocarboxylate transporter 12-like. Bases 342 to 2270 code for a protein of 642 amino acids. Gene Ontology annotation, biological process: transmembrane transport; monocarboxylic acid transport. The transcript has 7 exons. Gene Ontology annotation, molecular function: monocarboxylic acid transmembrane transporter activity. Lineage: Eukaryota; Metazoa; Mollusca; Gastropoda; Lepetellida; Haliotidae. The record is from RefSeq and is a predicted model, not a curated record.